Gadus macrocephalus (Pacific cod) is the source of this 846-nucleotide messenger RNA. RefSeq names its product fas apoptotic inhibitory molecule 1-like. The transcript has 4 exons. The record is from RefSeq and is a predicted model, not a curated record. NCBI's taxonomy places the organism in Eukaryota, Metazoa, Chordata, Actinopteri, Gadiformes, Gadidae. Gene Ontology annotation, biological process: negative regulation of extrinsic apoptotic signaling pathway via death domain receptors; positive regulation of neurogenesis; canonical NF-kappaB signal transduction. Bases 1 to 540 code for a protein of 179 amino acids.
AUGCUGUCCGGGGACGUGGUGGGCAUGUGGGGGGUGGCCCUCAGCGACGGAGUGUACAGGAUAGAGUUUGCGCAUGGCACCACCACGGGGAAACGCGUCGUGUACGUCAACGGACAGGAAGUGGUCCGAAGGGACUGGAUGUUCAAGCUGGUGGGGAGGGAGGCGUUCACGGUGGGCCGCGCUCACACCAGAGCCUGCGUCAACAUCGAGGCAGUCACCGGCUUCUCCUACGAGUACUCGCUGGAGAUCGGCGGCAAGAGCCUGGAGAAGUUCCGCCACGACAGGGCAAAGGUCACCACCACCUGGAUCCUGAAGGUGGAUGGAGAGGACUUCAGGGUGGUGCUGGAAAAGGACACUAUGGAUGUGUGGUGCAACGGACAGAAAAUGGACACAAUGGGCGAGUUUGUUGACGACGGCACCGAGACCCGCUUCUCCGUGGGCGACCACGAGUGCUGCAUAAAGGCCACGAGUGGUGGGAGGAAGAAGAGCGGCAUCGUGCACUAUCUGCUGCUCGAUGGAGAGACGAUGCCCGCACUAUGACAGCAACUUUGAACCAAAUUCUUAAAUAUAAAUAAUAAUAAUAGUCAGUCCAUCAUUAUUAUUAUUGUUAGUAUUAUUAAUAAUAAUAAUAAUAAUAUUAAUACAAAUAAUAAUGAUGAUAACGUCUCUCAAACAUUCUUCUUCAUCUUCUUGUUUUAUUAUUAUCAUGAUAUAGGCCUACCACUAUGCUACCUGAUUCUGUUUGACGAGAUAGAUCAUUGCAUGGUAUUUAGUUUUUCUAAGUAUAAGUCCACUUUUCUGGUGAGAUGUGUCCAAUGAUAAAUAAAGCAUGUUUUGUGCAUCAGC